This is a messenger RNA of Chaetura pelagica (chimney swift), 783 nucleotides long. RefSeq names its product charged multivesicular body protein 6 (gene CHMP6). The coding region runs from base 1 to 507 and encodes 168 amino acids. The transcript is spliced from 8 exons. The record is from RefSeq and is a predicted model, not a curated record. Gene Ontology annotation, cellular component: ESCRT III complex; multivesicular body. Gene Ontology annotation, biological process: vesicle budding from membrane; late endosome to vacuole transport via multivesicular body sorting pathway. NCBI's taxonomy places the organism in Eukaryota, Metazoa, Chordata, Aves, Apodiformes, Apodidae.
AUGAAGGAGCUGGAAAGGCUGAGAGAAACCGUCCCCUCUGGUGGAAGCAGAGACAUAGGCAGCGUGGUGGCAAGGAGAGGCAGGGAACCCCAGGAGAGGGGCUUGAGAUGGCAGGAGCAGCUUCUGGAUAAGACAGAAAACCAAAUCAGCAACUUGGAGCGGAUGGUCCAGGACAUUGAAUUCACCCAGAUUGAAAUGAAAGUCAUUGAGGGUCUGAAAAUAGGCAAUGAAUGUCUGCACAAAAUGCACCAGGUUAUGUCAAUAGAAGAAGUAGAAAGGAUCAUAGGUGAAACCCAGGAUGCUGUGGAGUACCAGAGGCAAAUAGAUGAGAUCCUGGCUGGCAGUCUGACUGAGGAGGAUGAAGAUGCCAUUCUAGAGGAAUUAAAUGCUAUUACUCAGGAACAGGUGGAGCUUCCAGAAGUUCCUUCCGAGCCACUCCCAGAGAAGAUCCCAGAAGCGUCGCCCGUCAAGAACAGGCCAAAACCAGAGCUGGUGGCAGCAUCUUAACUCCCACUUCUGGGGAUUCCCCACGUAACUUUCACCCAGGACAGUUUGCCACCCCAGCGUGUGCUGGGAACAAGCACUGCCUUGGCAGCAUCCCAGCUGUGCUGGGCGGAUUGUGGAGCAGGAUUCCCUGUGCAGGGUGGGGAACCUCAGCUGAUUAUGGCUCUUGUAUCAAGAUUAUUUUCUAGUGCUUUCUUUUUUUUGUAACUUAAAUUCUGAACUCACUCAGCUGCGCUGUCUUGGGAUUAAACAACGACUCCCAAACUUCUGAAGCCAAAA